AUGCUUCCUCUCAUGUCUCCGCAGGAUCGGGUCUCUCGCCUCAAUGAGAAUUGGACGGGCAUCACCGAUGCCGCACUUCGCAAGAAGCUGCAGAAUAGAAUUAACCAACGUGCUAUGAAUCCAGAUUCAGCAAACCAAGGCACGCGGAAAUUGCUGCUUCCGCGGCCGACAUCGCUGUCGGGGGCUGUAGCCAUGAUGAUGAGCUUCCAUGCCGCAGCUUACGAACGGUACUACGCGGCGGAUCCAUGUCUGGAUCAUCUGUUGACCUUGUCCAAGAUGAACGUUCUGCGUGCGUUUGUGGAUAUCAUGGGCGUACUGGGGUGGAGUUUACAGGCGAUGGAGGAUAAUGAGGUUGUUUCUCCGUUUACCAACCGGAAUCUGCAGCAGCAGGAUGAAGAGACAAGCGUUCCGCUAAAUCUUUUGCCCACCACUACUCAAUGCUCCGUCCCUCAUCAUCCCUGGUUUGACUGUUUCCCGUUUCCGCAGAUGCGCGAUAAUCUAAUCACUGCUGGGGAGGGGUUUGAUGAUUGCGAGCUCUGCGAGGACAUGAUGGAUCCUACUAACGGCGACAUUGGUAUGAUGGUAUGGGGUGACCCUUGGCUUCCGCAGAGUUGGGAAGUGUCCGAGUUGUUCGUUCAGAAGUGGGCGUGGGUUAUGAAAGGAUGUCAGGAACUUUUGGUCUCUAGUAAUUACUGGAGAGCUAGACGAGGACUGGACGAGCUCGAUGUGAGCACUCUAUGA
This is a messenger RNA of Aspergillus costaricaensis CBS 115574, 741 nucleotides long. Its product is annotated as DUF3425 domain-containing protein. The transcript has 2 exons. Bases 1 to 741 code for a protein of 246 amino acids. The record is from RefSeq and is a predicted model, not a curated record. Lineage: Eukaryota; Fungi; Ascomycota; Eurotiomycetes; Eurotiales; Aspergillaceae.